This is a messenger RNA of Lasiosphaeria miniovina, 2736 nucleotides long. RefSeq names its product pyridoxal phosphate-dependent transferase. Gene Ontology annotation, molecular function: pyridoxal phosphate binding; carbon-carbon lyase activity. Bases 1 to 2736 code for a protein of 911 amino acids. Gene Ontology annotation, biological process: carboxylic acid metabolic process. NCBI's taxonomy places the organism in Eukaryota, Fungi, Ascomycota, Sordariomycetes, Sordariales, Lasiosphaeriaceae. The transcript has 8 exons. The record is from RefSeq and is a predicted model, not a curated record.
AUGCUGGGCCAGCACUCUGUCCCUUUCUGGUCCCCGCGGUAUCAAGCACAUAUGUGCACUGACCUGUCCAUGCCGGCGCUGCUGGGCUAUUUCAUGACCAUGGUCUACAACCCCAACAAUGUGACGCUGGAGGCGAGCCCCAUCAGCACUGUCGCCGAGAUCGAGGUCGGCGAGCAGCUUUCGCAUAUCACCUGCGACGGGACCGUUGCGAAUCUGGAGUCCAUGUGGGUUGCUCGCAACUUGAAGUACUACCCCCUCUCGCUGAGAAAAGCAAUGGACGAUAUCGACGGCCCACUGCGCUUUGUGCCCGACACUUUCAGCGUGCGAACAUGCACGAACCGCUUGAAGAGUUUCAGGGCGCUAACGCCUUGGGAACUUCUCAACCUGAAGCUGAAGACCAUACUCGACAUUCCUGCGCAGCUGUAUAGGGACUAUGGCAUCACACCAACUUGGCUUCAGGGGGCUAUCAACAGCUACAACAUACAGACUGUUGGGAAGGGGGUUCUUGACAAUCAUUUCGAUAUUGGCGACAAGGACUCGCCGCAAUACUUUGUUGCAGCCACGCGACAUUACUCGUGGCCAAAGGCAGGAGCUAUAAUGGGCCUUGGCUCUGAGAACGUUGUCAGCGUCGACGUCGACCUCGCCGGCAGACUCAACAUCGAUCAACUCAAAGCCAAGCUAGACCACAGUCUGAAAAAUGAGCGACCGGUCCUCGCCGUCGUAGCCGUUGUCGGCACGACCGAAGAAGGGGCAGUUGACCCGCUCUGCAAGAUUCUUGCUCUCCGCCAGCGCUUCCAAGCCCAAGGGCUCUCUUUCAUAGUCCACGCCGACUCAGCUUGGAGUGGCUACUUUGCCACCAUGUUGCCUCGUGAUGAAUCCUGGGCCGCACUGCCGGGACGGGAUGGCGGCGGAGUAGACGGGCUCGUUCCGGAUCUGAGCCUAAGAGCUGAGACGCAGGAGGACCUAUGCGCGCUGCGUUACUGUGAUUCCGUCACCGUUGAUCCUCACAAGGCGGGUUAUAUCCCGUAUCCGGCGGGGGCUUUGGCAUAUCGUGAUGGCAGGAUCAAGAGUCUUGUUAUUUGGACUGCGCCGUACUUGUCACAGGGUGCGGAGACGAGCAUGGGGAUUAAUGGUGUCGAAGGGAGCAAGCCGGGUGCGUCGGCGGUGUCGACUUGGCUCUCGCAUCAAUGCAUCGGCCUGGAUCAAAAGGGGUAUGGGGCACGAUUGAGUGAAGCCUGCUUCACCUCCUCUCGAUUCUCGGCUCUGUGGGCGGCUUUGUCGACACCCAAAUACAGCUUUCUCUGUGUGCCAUUCAACAUGCUGCCAUCUGAGGCAACAGGCAGCGAGAAAGAGAUCGAAGAAGAAAAGCAGCGCAUCCGAGAUGACAUCUUGUCCAAAACAAAUGCCCAGAUUGUGAAGAACAACACGGGCAAGGACUCCGCUGACAAAACCAUGACUCUCCUCCGCGCUCUUGGCUCAGAUAUCAACAUCAAUCUCUUCGCGGUCAACUGGCGCUACCCAGGGCCAGAGGGGAAGCUCAACACUGACGUCGAAGAAGCAAACUACUUCAUGACCCGAAUUAUCAAGAAGCUCUCAGUUGACUCCCCCGAUGAUGCCACGACAACGAUCCCGUUGUAUCUCACCCCAGCACUUCUCGAACCUGACGUGUACGGAGAAUGCGUCGAGAACUACAAGAAACGACUCGGUCUUGAACCCGAUACUGGCGAGAGCUUGAUGGUCUUCCGUAAUGUGGUCAUGAGCCCACUCGCAUCAUUUUCGACCAACGAUAACUUCAUCAACAUGCUCGGCAACUCGUUCAAAUGCAUCGUGGAGAAGGAAAAACGCAACGAAGACGCGCCAGACUACCACAGCUUCUGGAUCCACGGGGCGGAGCAGGUCUUUCUCUCCUACAGAUCCAUGUUCAACAUCGCCAAGCAUCGGCAGCAAGUUAUCCUCGGCGUUGAGCUCGACGAAGCAGGCAAGACAGCAUACGACGAGCUGGUGGGGAACACCGACGGCGAAAUUGUUCUCAAGACGUCCCACAAACUCAAUCUAGAGUCUCAUCUGAAGAAGUUCGCCCCAGGCAAAAGCGUCGUGUUUCUAGGGAACCUGACUACCAAAUCCAACGGCGUCGUAGCAUCGGACAUCACAGUCAAAAUCGCAAGCGUGAUCAAAAACCGCCCGCUAAACCGCCACGCACAAGACGACAGCUACCCCACAGGCUUCAUGCCCUUCUACCUCUACGGGACAGCCACAGAGCAACACAUCGACCACGUGCUGCUGCAGGCGCCAAAUAUUUCACUGACGGCAGGGAAUGUGACACUUGGCUUGCAAGAUGGCGUCGAUAUCAGCACUGCCGUUGUCGAAAAGCGCGGCGUAAUCGUCACAUUGGAGGGGAUUCAAGAGGCGGCGAUGCAGCCGUUCCCGGACACGAACGAUGCCUUGCCGGCCGAGUUUUUCUUUCAGCCCGGGUGUGAGUUUGAGGUCAAGGUGUGGGAUGAUCCAAGGAGUCCGACGGAGAGUACGAGGAAUAUGUUGGCGGAAAUGCGCGAUAAGCAGCAGCCCUUGGCUAAGGGGACGCUGAGGCUGGGAAACGAUGUCGUGGUGGACGUUGACAAGAUUAAUCGUGAUCCGUACGGCGAAGUUGCCGAGUCCGACGAGACGUGUGUGAGCAGAUGGAGAGAGCGGUUUUCGAGGAUUGGGAAGGAGUUGUCGGCUUUCGAUGACAGCUGUUAA